AUCUCUCUCUCUCUCUCUCUCAUCUCUUAUUUCAUUGUUAUAUUUUUUUUUUGAACACAAUAUUUCAUUGUUAUAUAGUUUCUAUUUCCUCGCCUUUCUCUCUCUCUCUCCAGACACAAGACAGAGAUUAGAGAUAGAUACAUACAUAUACAUACAUGUCAACUGUUCAUGAAUCCCACCUCCAUGACAACCCUGUCUCCGCCGCUGAUGGUGUCGGCGAAGAAAAAGACGAAAACUGCCAACCCGCCGGCGAUGAAGAUAUCGCCGUAGCGGAGGCGUCUCAUCAAGGGUACUUUGAUUUUCCGCCGGAAUCUUUUUGGGUGCCCAAAGACUCCGAGCUUGAUUGGUUCGAUCAGAAUGCCACCAUGCAACGUAAAACCUCCCUCAAGUUGGGAUUCUCCGGCGCCGGCGGCAAUCGCAACCACAAUAAUAAUAAAAAGAAUUUCUCCCACCGCUCCUUCUCCACGUUGAACCACAAGCACAAGUCGUCGUCCCUCAUCGCCCUUCCCAAAUCCCAGAAAUCUAGCGGCGGCGGCGGCGGCGCCGAAGGGAAUCUCCGGCAGAAUAAGGCGGCCACGGCCACGGCCAGGCUGUUCAGGAGCCGGUCCGCGCCCGGAGGUAAAAGGGCGUUGCAGCAAGGAGUUGAACCGGGUUCGCCCAAGGUUUCAUGUACCGGGCGGGUCCGGGCCAAGAGAGAAGGGGGGAAGAGAACCGGGUUGUGGAAGAAGCUGAGGACGGUUCUGAAGAACCGGUUGGGAGCAAAGCGGGUGGUGAACAAAGCCAGCAGCGAGUCGGCCGGUUCGAUGGGGUUCGAGUCGGGUAGAUGGUCCGAGUCGUAGGGCGGCAAAAACACGUUCAGAGAUGGAUGUGACACGUGGGCAGAUUGCGGAUAUAUAUUAUUGGGAAUACAUGGGACCCGCAUUUUGUUGAACUCGGCCGCCAUGACGAUCAGCAGGGCCCACAGUGCCCACUUCCAUAUUUUAAAACAUGUGUAUUUAUCAUUUAAAUCACUUUAUAAUUUUGUCUUUACAAUAUAAUAGAUGUUCCACCUGCCUCUUUAUUAUAUUGUUAAAACAUUUUUUAAAUGUAUAAUUUUUGAAAAGUUUUAAGCUCGAGUUA
Molecule: messenger RNA, 1119 nt
Organism: Ipomoea triloba (trilobed morning glory)
Lineage: Eukaryota; Viridiplantae; Streptophyta; Magnoliopsida; Solanales; Convolvulaceae
Exons: 1
Coding region: 156-839 (227 amino acids)
Source: RefSeq, a predicted model, not a curated record